Arachis stenosperma is the source of this 2622-nucleotide messenger RNA. Its product is annotated as disease resistance protein RPP13-like. Gene Ontology annotation, biological process: defense response to other organism. The transcript has a single exon. NCBI's taxonomy places the organism in Eukaryota, Viridiplantae, Streptophyta, Magnoliopsida, Fabales, Fabaceae. The record is from RefSeq and is a predicted model, not a curated record. Gene Ontology annotation, molecular function: ADP binding. Bases 1 to 2622 code for a protein of 873 amino acids.
AUGGCUGAUAGUGCUGUUUCCUUCCUGCUACAGAAGUUGUCACAGAUUCUUGUUGAUGAAGCAAAACUUAUUUCAGGAGUGGAGAACAAAAUCAGAUACCUCACAAAUGAGUUUAAGUUUAUAGAUAUCUUCCUAAGGAGUUGUGUGGGAAAACGCAGCAGCAAGAUAGUUGAAGAAGUGGAAAAGCAGAUCAGAGAUAUUGCCUAUGAAGUUGAGGAUUUGAUGGACACCUAUGUUGCCAAUGCCGCGACACACAGAAGCAGAAACAUGUUGAGCAAAUUACUCUGCUGCAUAAGUCAUGUGAUGAUACUUCAUGAGGUAGAUUCUGAGAUAGAAAGGAUCAAAGCUACUAUUAAUAGUAUCUAUCAAAACAAGGAUAGAUACAGCAUUGGAGAAGGAGAGUUCAAGUGUAGAGAUGACACUGAAGAAUUGAUUCGUAAAAGAAGAAGAGAUGUAGAGGAAGAAGAAGUGGUUGGAUUGCUUGAUGACUCGAGCUUUGUCCUUAAACAGCUCAUGGAAACAGGUUCAUGCUGCAGUGUUGUUUCUAUAACCGGUAUGGGGGGAUUGGGAAAAACUACACUUGCUAGAAAGAUCUAUAAUAAGAAGGAAGUUGGAGAGGUUUUUCCUUUUCGCGCAUGGGGUUAUGUGUCCAAUGACUAUAGAGUUGAAGAGCUUCUUCUGAGCCUUCUCAAGUGCUUGCUAUCCACCUCUGAAUACAAUGGUUUAUUUGAGAAGAGGCAUGAUUAUGAUGAAGAAGAAAUGAAAGAGAAAGUGAAGGAGAGUUUGAGGGGGAAGAAAUAUCUUGUGGUGUUGGAUGACAUUUGGAAAACACAAGUUUGGGAUGAUUUGCAAGGAGUCUUUCCAAAUGACAACAAUGGCAGCAGAAUACUGAUAACUAGUCGCGAUAGAGACGUGGCUUCCUACGCCGGUAGAAUGCCUCCCUGCCAACUUUCCUUCUUGGAUGAAGAAGAAAGUUGGCAGCUCUUUUGUAAGAAGGUGUUUCCGGCGCAGGAUUGCCCCUCUAAUCUAAGAGGUUUAGGUAAGGAGUUAGUUGGAAGUUAUAAAGGGUUACCACUUGCAAUCAUAGUGAUGGCAGGACUUGCCAAGAAAGGAAUAUCACAAAGAGAGUGGUUGAAAAUCAAAGGUAAUGUGAAUCAACAUUGUGAUGAUGAAAAUGGGACUAGAGUUGUGGAUAUUCUAAAACUUAGCUAUGAUAGCUUGCCUCAAAGAUUGAAGCCUUGUUUUUUGUAUCUUGGAAUCUUCCCUGAAGACUAUGAGAUUCUUGGCAGAGAACUAAUCAAGCUGUGGAUAGCUGAAGGGUUCAUACAAGUAAAAGAAAUCGGAAAUUCAGAUGUGCCAGAACCAGAAGAUAUUGCAGAUCACUAUUUAGAUGAGUUGGUGGAUCGUAGCUUGGUACAAGUGGCAAGUAGAAGGAGUGAUGGAGGUGUGAAAACAUGUCGAAUCCACGACCACCUCCGUGACCUCUGCAUAUCAGAGGGAAAGGCUGAUAAGUUCUUGGAGGUUCGCCGAGGAUCAAACAUCCCUCACCCUGCUGGGAUAAGCAAUUCUCGAAAGUUGUCCAUACAUUGCACAACAGAGUUUUCUUGGCAUACAAGAAACAUAGGUAAUCAAUCUUGCACUCGUUCUUUGUUUUUCUUUGCUCAUGGAAAGAGGGUCCAGAAUCUUACACUGAAAGAUUUCAAGUUGGCUCGCAUAAUGUAUCUUACAAAUGUAUUAGGAUGGAGAAUAGUUGUUCCUAUACCUAGUGAUUUGAAAACCAUGAUCCAUCUAAGGUACUUGAGAAUAGAUUCCUGGGUUAAAAGCAUCCCAGAUUUUAUAUACAACCUCUAUAACCUGGAAGUAAUAGAGUUAUGGAGUAAAAGCAUACUAAUCUUGUCUAGUAAACUAUGGAAGCUUAAGAGGCUAAGACAUUUGCGCGCGUGGCCAUUUAGACUUGCAUCACAAGGUAUGUCAAGCACAAAUGGUAAAACAAUGCCAAAUCUGCAAACCCUCUUGCUGAUUCAUAUUGAUCCACAAUUGGCAUCAAUGAUAAGAAAUGGAAGCUUUCCCAAUCUGAAGAAACUUGGUUUGGUUCAAAGGGGUGAAGAUAACGGUGACAGAUAUUCAGUGCGUGAAUUACAAUGCUUGCAAUGCCUAAAGAGUCUUGGCAAACUUAGAAUAACUGGCACAUCAAAGCUUCCAUCAGAGGCAAGUGUUUUUCCACCAAAUCUUACCAAGGUUACUUUGAGUCGUGUCAAACAAUUCGAUUCGAGUUGCAUGAGAGUUCUUGGAAAGCUUCCUAAACUCCAAAUCUUGAAAAUAAGGGGUCCUGAAAUUGUUAGAGGAUCUCAUGACAUUCAUUUUGCCAUUGAAGAGUUCCCAUGCCUUCAAGUUUUCAAGAUGAUUUGGAUGUCUCAUGUUGUAACUUGGACAUUAGACAAAGGAGCAAUGCCUAGUCUUCAAUAUUUGGUCAUAGACUGCUCCUAUUUGAAGCAGCUUCCUCAAGAACUAUUGUCCUUGGCUACUUUACAAAAAGUCCAUGUUAUUCAACCACAUUCUGAAUUGAGAAACAGUCUCCAACAUGUUGUGCGCAACAAUGGCUGUAAACUCGUUAUCUCUUGA